AUGAGGUUUCUCAGUGUUCUGGCUGGCUUUGUUGGCCUGGCAAGCGCCAUGCUCAAGGUUAAGCACCGCGGGUUGGACCAGCAGUCUGAUCCGCUCAAUCGGAGAGAAUCUGCUGCGUAUCCGGCGAAUACGAUCGAUAUGCCUAUCGAUCAUUUUCCCCAUAAUCCUCGAUAUGCUCCUCAUGUCACUGGGACAUUCAAGCAGAGGUACUUUUUUGACUCCUCGUACUACAAGCCUGGAGGACCCGUCUACCUCUACAUUAGCGGUGAAACCUCUGGCACGAAUCGGUUUUCGAAUCUCCAAACUGGAAUUAUUCAGAUUUUGAUGGAGGCUACCAAUGGUCUCGGGGUGAUUAUUGAAGACCGAUAUUAUGGCAAGAGCUACCCGUUCGCCAAUAGUACGACCGACAACUUGCGGUAUCUAACCACAGAGCAAACUAUUGCUGAUAAUGCUUAUUUUGCUCAGCAUGCAACAUUUCCUGGCGUUGAAGGUAAUCUGACUGCGCCUGGCACGCCGUGGAUUCUCUACGGUGGAAGCUUGGCUGGUGGUGAAACCGCAUUUUCACUCAAGGAGUAUGGAGAUAUUCUCUUUGGUGGUAUCGCAUCCAGUGCUCCGGUGAAAACAGUUUUACCAUAUCCAGAAUGGUAUGAUCCGAUUCAGAAAUAUGGCCCUCAAGAUUGUAUUUCGAGCGUCAAUGCCAUUGUUGAAAAGAUAGAUUACCUUGUGGACUCUCAUAAAGAAGAGGCUAUAAAUGAGCUGAAAGCUAUCUUUGGACUUGAAAAGCUCAAGGAUAUUAGAGAUUUUGCGAUGACUAUUGCGUUUCCAAUUGGAGGCCCAAUGAAUUACCCAAAAGAUACAUGGCAAGAACUCAACUGGUAUCCUGCUUAUAGCGCUCCGGACUUUUUCGACUUCUGUUCAAACGUUACGAACAUUAACGCACCUGCGAGUGUUACCGCAUUUGAUAAUGCUUUGGCAAAAUACACUCAUGGGAAACCUUGGGUCAACCUGGGAAACUACGCCGAUUUCUUCAAGAAAGCAUUCCUACCGUUGUGCCCAAGUGGUGACUACGAUAGCACAUCAUGCUUCGGGACUCAAAACGCUUCGUUCUGGGCGGAUGAAUCAAAUGGACCGGGCCGCUCGUACCUGUAUACAAGCAACAAUGGUGUACUUGGGCCUUCCCACGCGGAAAGUACAACACCAUCCCUCGAACUCCAGAUCUCGGAACAACCAACAAAUACGGCGGCUUCAAUAUCCAAGCUGAUAGACUUGCCAAUUGACCCGUGGCUUGGACUCUGCUACCACGCCCCUGGAACCCCAGUCAGAGAAUCAUCCGAUCUCAAUCCUGAGUAUUUGAUCGCCGGGGCAGGCCAUCAUUGGGACUCUUCUGGUAUUAAGAAUAUCCCUGCUGAGCCGCUAUUCAUUCAACAGGCGCAUCUGUGGGAGAUUAAGACGGUGCAAAAGUGGUUGAGGACGUUCAAGGAUUGGAAGCCUGGACAUGGUAAAUGA
Molecule: messenger RNA, 1506 nt
Organism: Venustampulla echinocandica
Lineage: Eukaryota; Fungi; Ascomycota; Leotiomycetes; Helotiales; Pleuroascaceae
Exons: 9
Coding region: 1-1506 (501 amino acids)
Biological process (GO): proteolysis
Molecular function (GO): dipeptidyl-peptidase activity; serine-type exopeptidase activity
Source: RefSeq, a predicted model, not a curated record